UUUCUCACUCUCCUUCAUCGCAUGCUUGGACUGGCCACCAAAACCCCUUUUCUCAGAUCUAAACCUUAUUUGCUUCUUCCUUGCCCCCAGAUCUGAGAAUAUCAAAAUCUAUCUUCAGAACCAUUUACUAUUCGUCUCUGAAAUUUGUCGAAAAGAUGUUGAAGAUUCAGGCAAGUCGAUCUAAACCCAACUUCUUUGCUUUUUUGAAUGGCGUUGGAUUUGAACGUACGUCUUUUACUUGUUCUGCUUCUUAUUUUGCUCUGUUUAAGAAUAAUUUUAUAGCUCACAUUCAUUGCAAAUCCUCUCCAAAAGGCGGCAACAGAACCAAAAUACACAAUACCCAUUUCGAGAAUUUUAAUGUUGAAGCUGCUUUGGAUUCCUUUCCGAGGAUGCUCCGAACACGUCCUCUUCCUUCUAUUGUGGCCUUCACUCAAUUGUUGGGUAAACUCGUCAGAACCAAACAUUAUUCUCUUGUUAUUUAUAUGUUUAAGCAAAUGGUUAUGCAAGGAAUCAAGCCUGAUGAUUACACUCUAAGCACUCUGAUGAAUUGCUUCUGUCAUUUGAACCAAAUGCCCUCCAGUUUGUGUGUUCUUGGGAAUUUUAUUAAAUCCGGUCAUAAACCCGACACUGUGACCAUGAGUACUCUGAUCAAGGGGUUUUUCCUCGAGGGUAAGGUUGCUGAAGCAGAAGAGUGCUUUAACAAACUGAAGAAGGGAGGUUGUAAACCUGAUGUGAUUACUUAUUCCAUAUUGCUCGAUGGGAAUUGUAAGAUGGGAAACAGUGUUGCGGCUAUUCUCUUGCUUAAAAAGAUGGAAAGAGAAGAGAACUGCAAGCCGAACGUUGUUUCUUACAGCACAGUUAUUGACGGCCUUUGCAAGGAAGGGCUACUUGCUCAUGCUUUGGACCUCUUCUCCAUAAUGAUUAAAAAAGGCGUUGUUCCAAAUGUUGUUACGUACAGCACCUUGAUUCAUGGGGUGUGCGUGAUAGGGAAAUUGGAAGAAGCUAUGAUGUUAUUUAAUGGAAUGGUCGACCGUAAUAUCUACCCUGACGUACGAAUUUAUAACAUCUUGAUCGAUGCUUUUUGCAAAGAAGGAAGGGUCGCGGAGGCGCAAGACGUGAUAGAAAGUAUGAUUGAAAGAGGCAUCAAGCCAAAUGUUGUGACGUAUACUUCACUCAUGGACGGCUAUUGUUUGCGAGGUAAAAUUGAUGACGCAAGAAAAGUGCUUGAUGCGAUGAUUGAAAAUGGUUGUGAAAGUGAUGCAUAUAGUUAUAGCAUUUUGAUAAGCGGAUAUUGUAAGAGGAGGAUGAUAGAUGAGGCUCUUAGGUUGUUUGAAGAAAUGACAUCUAAGGGAUUAGUUGCGAAUGUUGUUACUUAUAGCUCUCUUAUUGAUGGUCUGUGUAAAUUAGGGAGAACUUGCCAUGCUCGCGAUCUGCUUCACGAGAUGCACGCUGUUGGGCAGCCACUAGAUAUCCAAACAUAUGCUAUUUUACUCAAUGGCUUGUGUAAAAAUGGAGAGCUUGAAGAGGCAAUAAUUUUGGUUCAAGAUAUGGAGGCAUGCUCAAAGCUGGAAAUCUUGCAUCUGCAACGGAUCUCUUUUUCAAAUUACCAUCUAAAGGCUUACAAUAUGAUAGGAGGUCUCGUAGCUGAAGGUCUUAGUUUGCACAAGGAAAUGGAAGAGAAAGGAUGCCCUCCUGACAAUUGCACUUACAAUUUAAUGAUCCGGGGCCUUGUUCGCAAUGAUGAGAUAUCAAGAGCAUUGCAGUUUAAGGAUGAAAUGGUGGCAAAGGGUUUCUCUGGAGACGCUUCAACUUAUGAGUUGUUUGUCGAUUUGGUCGCUAAAGAUCUGAGAAUAUCAAAAUCUAUCUUCGGAACCAUUUACUAUUCGUCUCUGAAAUUUGUCGAAAGGAUGUUGAAGAUUCAGAAUAAUUUUGUAGCUCACAUUCAUUCCAAAUCCUCUCCAAAAGACGGCCACAGAACCAAAAUAAACAAUACCCAUUUCGAGGAUUUGAAUGUUGAAGCUGCUUUGGAUUCCUUUCAGAGGAUGCUCCGAACACGUCCUCUUCCUUCUGUUGUGACCUUCAAUCAAUUGUUGGGUAAACUCGUCAGAACCAAACAUUAUUCUCUUGUUAUUUCUAUGUUUAAGCAAAUGGGUAUGCAAGGAAUCAAGCCUGAUCAUUACACUUUGAAUUUUGUGAUGAAUUGCUUCUGUCAUUUGAACCAAAUGCCCUCCAGUUUGUGUGUUCUUGGAAAUUUAAUUAAAUCCGGUUAUAAACCAAACACGGUAACCAUGAGUACUCUGAUCAAGGGGUUUUUCCUCGAGGGUAAGGUUGCUGAAGCAGAAGAGUGCUUUAACAAACUGAAGAAGGGUGGCUGUAAGCCCAAUGUGAUUACUUUUUCCAUAUUGCUCGAUGGGAAUUGUAAGAUGGGAAACAGUGUUGCAGCUAUUCUCUUGCUUAAAAAGAUGGAAAGAGAAGAGAAUUGCAAGCCUAACGUUGUUUCUUACAACACUGUAAUUGACGGCCUUUGCAAGGAAAGGCUACUUGCUCGUGCUUUGGACGUCUUUUCCAUAAUGAUUAAAAAAGGCGUUGUUCCAAACGUUGUUACGUACAACACCUUGAUUCAUGGGGUGUGCGUGAUAGGGAAAUUGGAAGAAGCUAUGAGGUUAUUUAAUGGAAUAGUCGACCGUAAUCUCUCUCCUAACCUACGAACUUAUAGCAUCUUGGUUGAUGCUUUUUGCAAAAAAGGGAGGGUUUCCGAGGCGCAAGGUGUGAUAGAAAGUAUGAUUGAAAGAGGCAUUAAGCCAAAUGUUGUGACGUAUAAUUCACUCAUGGACGGCUAUUGUUUGCGAGGUGAAAUUGAUGACGCAAGAAAAGUGCUUGAUGUGAUGAUUGAAAAUGGUUGUGAAAGUGACGUAUAUAGUUAUAGCAUUUUGAUAAACGGAUAUUGUAAGAAGAGGAUGAUAGAUGAGGCUCUGAGGCUGUUUGAAGAAAUGACAUCUAAGGGGUUAGUUGCGGAUGUUGUUACUUAUAACUCUCUUAUCGAUGGCCUGUGUAAAUUUGGGAGAACUCGGCCUGCUCGCAAUCUGCUUCACGAGAUGCGCGCUGUUGGGCAGCCACCAAAUAUCCAAACAUAUGCUAUUUUAGUCAAUGGCUUGUGUAAAAAUGGAGAGCUUGAGGAAGCAAUAAUUUUGGUUAAAGAUAUGGAAGAGAUGAAAUUAUCUCUCAAUAUCGUGAUUUACACUACUCUUAUUGGAGGCAUGCUCAGAGCUAGAAAUCUUGCAUCUGCAACGGAUCUCUUUUUCAAAUUACCAUCUAAAGGCUUACAAUAUAAUGCGACGACUUACAACAUAAUGAUCGAUGGACUUCUUAGAGGAGGUCUCGUUGCUGAAGCUCUUAAUUUGCAUAAGGAAAUGGAAGAGAAAGGUUGCCCUCCUGACAAUUGCACUUACAAUCUAAUGAUCCGGGGUCUUGUUCAUAACGAUGAGAUAUCAAGAGCAUUGCAGUUUAAGGAUGAAAUGGUGGCAAAGGGUUUCUUUGGAGACGUUUCAACUUGUGAGUUGUUUGUCGAUUUGGUCGCUAAAGGUAAAUUGGAUCCUUCCUUGCAGUUAGUGGCGCAAAAGGGUGUAUAAGUUAUGUUAUUUUACUAUGGGAAGAUCAAUAUAUUGAACUCCUUUUUUCAGUUUA
Messenger RNA from Morus notabilis, 3684 nucleotides. RefSeq names its product putative pentatricopeptide repeat-containing protein At1g74580. The transcript has 4 exons. Gene Ontology annotation, molecular function: protein binding. The coding region runs from base 156 to 3629 and encodes 1157 amino acids. Lineage: Eukaryota; Viridiplantae; Streptophyta; Magnoliopsida; Rosales; Moraceae. The record is from RefSeq and is a predicted model, not a curated record.